Messenger RNA from Mya arenaria, 1985 nucleotides. RefSeq lists its product as uncharacterized. The coding region runs from base 141 to 1406 and encodes 421 amino acids. The transcript has 3 exons. The record is from RefSeq and is a predicted model, not a curated record. Lineage: Eukaryota; Metazoa; Mollusca; Bivalvia; Myida; Myidae.
UACAAGUCUUACUCUUGCUAUGCGAUAUCGCAGCGAACUGUUUAGAUACGGAACAUGCCUCGACAGAUACCAUGUAUAUAGUAAUCCGAUAAUUUCAUGUGUUGUUUGGCAGUAUUUAAGCACUGGGAUUUCAAUACAAAAUGCUAUUUCACGAUGGGGCAUAUAUGGAAGGACGCGAAAAUGACAGUGACGACGAACGGAGAUCUGAGGAUGAGGCAAAUGGAGAGGCGGAUGACAGGGAUGGCCGCUUUGUGGAGAGUCAGGAACAUCCGGAAUUCAUGCAGAGCCGUGAAAUUAAGAACCUGAAGCCUUACUACAGCGGCAGCACGCUGGAUGACCGCAACGCCGAGAUGCGGAAGUCGAUAUACUACAUUCGGCAAAAUUGGGACGAGUACUCCACAUUUACAGAAUUGCUUAAGAAUUUAUUUCUGAACUAUGGUGGCCAUUUCGAGUUUGAAGAUAAAGCUACCAAGGAUGAUUUUGAGAAUUUAAUGUGUAAAAAGCGCACGUGGCUAUGCGAGGAUGAUUUAUUGGAGAAGAGGGAAGUGACGUAUGAAGCGGUGCGUCUGUACACGUCUGACGAGGGAUACCGCCGCAUAUACCGAUUGUGUAACCACGUUUUCAGGGACGAAAACUGUCUUGUUUCCGUUGAGGAGAUAAGAGCGGUUGUGUUCUUGAUAGAGCUCAUAAGUAUUGACCUGUACAAUUAUUGCAUGGUACAUCCGGCUAGUAGAAACUUCCGAGGGACGGUGUGGCGGGGAUUGGUUCUCGGAGAGGAGGAUUUUUCCCUCUUCCGGACGCUUAGGAGCGCACCCUUACAAGACCGCAAUAUAGCAGUGCCGUUAGUGCUGUUUUCCGCCAGCUCAAAAUUAAGAAUUGCCCGGAAGUUUAUCAAGCAUCGAAUGAAGGAGGCUGAAAAACAGGGGAAGCAGCUGCACCCAAUAGUGUACAAAAUCAACAUUAUAGGUCUUAAGUCGGACUUCAUCACACAUUUCAAAAAACGAUUCCCGAGACUCACGCUCACGACCAUAGGUGCUGUGGAUAUUCACGAGAUUUCCCGACAUCCGGGGGAACGGGAAGUGCUGUUACGCGGACCCUAUACUCUCAUUCUUGACGUGUUUGAAGACGCCGGAGACCUUGUUGGUCGGCCAUGCAGCGUUCUAGAGGCGCUUGUUAUCACAUCCAAUCGCGACCACAUUACCACCUCCGUUCCGGGACCGGAAGAUGACCUGGCGCGCAAAAUGUACGGUGCCAUGGUGACCGUGACGCGGGCGGAGUACUGUGUUGAAUAUUACCGGAAGAAGGGACUAGCCAAAGAUGAAGAGGAAUAUGAAAGCAUUUUAAGUGAAGGACAAAAGACUUUAGACUAUUUAUGGGAUAUAAGCGUUGAACAAUUUUCAAAGUAAUGUCUAAUGAUUUCUUCAACAAUUAAGCAACAUUAACAUUACUGAAUAACAAGAAACGUGUUUUCAUUUUAGAAAUUGUAAAAAGCGCUGUUACAAUCUGUAUAAAGCAUUAUCUCAUUGAAAAAAACACAACAUAUACCAACAAUGAAUUUCUCAAUAUUUAACUAAUUAAACUUUUCAUAUAUAUUAUGUAUGCAAAAAAGACACAGAGUACCAGUUGACCUAUGAUUCAUGAAAAGGAAACGCGUGAAAGAGCUCUCAUCUUUGAUAAAAAAUUCAUGAGAACAAAUGGCAUCUCUUGAAUAUCUGCACUAGUGCAUGUAUAUCUCCUGCACUACAACACUUACAAUCUUCUUAAUGUUAUUUUUCUUCUUGUUCCCGAUUCUUAACUAACGGAAACACUUUCUGAAACAUCACUCAAAACGUCCUUUUGAACAACACACAAAUAUUAUAUGAUACAAAACGAUGAUUAAAAUUACAAAAUGUAUAUAUAUACUUUACAUUAUGUAUGCGCUACAGGAUAGUUAUUGUGUUGUAUUGUACAUGUUUUAUGUUAUAGAUAUUGCAUAAUAAAAAAGU